AAAGUGUGCCGGUGUUCCGUUGUGUGCUCGGUCUGCAGUGCAGUCAGCUCUGCCUGCACACAGUUAGCGUAGGAAGGUCACGUUAUAAAGCGGCUCGACACUCGCUGCUGCUGCUGGAGAAGAGGACUGCGCAAAAACCACGGUCCGGAUUUGUGCCUGUGUGACGUCACGGGGAGCAACAGACCUCUUUGACAGGAUCCUAUACAACAAGAACCACGGAGGGGGAUUCAUGACCGAGUAUCCAGCCAGCACCGGUGGGGCAGGGGAUGUGGACGCCGUUUUGUGCCACAUAGUCGUGCGUAAAGCAGGCGCGGAGAUUGCGCUUGUGUCGGACGUGAGAUUGCGGCGCGCCAUGAGUGCGCUCCUCCGUUAUUAAAGGGACUGCUCCGGCUGUUUUCUGCCUUAAAACGAGCUGUUGAUCAGAGCAGGCUAAGCAGGAGCCAGAGAACAAGUACUAAUCCCCCCCUCCUCCGGGACGGUGACAUUCACGGCGGGGCUUCGGAGCCGACAGACAUGGACUGGAUAUGGAUUAAAUGAUCUGGAACAGGGAGCCGCGGUGAACAAAGCCCACCCUGGAGAGUGUUUGUGUCCGUUAACCUGAGGGCUCUGACUGCAUCCGACUGAAAAUGGGAGCUUUAACCAGCAGACAGAACAUAGGCGUGGAAGAAGUGGAUAUUCCGUCCAAUUCGGUGUACCGUUAUCCACCCAAAUCCGGGAACUACUUUGCCAGUCAUUUCAUCAUGGGAGGAGAGAAGUUUGACUCCACCCAUCCGGAGGGUUACCUGUUUGGGGAAAACACCGACCUGAACUUCCUGGGGACCAGACCUGUGGCGUUCCCGUACGCGGCGCCUCCACCUCAGGAACCAGUGAAGACAUUAAGAAGCCUUAUAAACAUCCGUAAGGACACGCUGCGGCUCGUACGGUGUAGUGAGGAUUUAAAGCUACCGGGGGACGAGGCUGCAGGUAAAAACCGAGCCUGUUACAACGUGGAGUUCACCUUUGACGCAGACACACAGGUGGCCAUCACCAUCUACUACCAGGCCAUAGAGGAGUUUCACAACGGAGUCCCAGUUUACCUGCCCCAGGACAGGUCUCUGCAGUCGGAGACAGUUCACUUCAAGAGGGGGGUCUGCCAGCAGUUCUGUCUGCCCUCACACACCGUCAACCUCAGCGAAUGGGCCGACGACGAGCUGCUGUUCGACAUGGACAAGGAGGUCUUCCCCAUGGUGGUGCAGGCGGUGGUCGACGAGGGCGACGAACAUCUGGGACACUCUCAUAUACUGUUGGCAACAUUUGAAAAGCACAUGGAUGGAAGCUACUGUGUGAAGCCUCUGAAGCAGAAACAGGUGGUGGAUGGUGUCAGUUAUCUGCUGCAGGAGAUCUAUGGGAUCGAGAACAAAUACAACAGCCAAGAAUCAAAGGUCGCCGACGAUGAGAUCAGUGACAACAGUGCAGAGUGUGUGGUGUGUUUGUCAGAUGUGCGAGACACCCUCAUCCUGCCCUGCAGACACUUGUGUCUAUGUAACGCCUGCGCAGACACUCUGCGAUACCAGGCCAACUGCUGCCCCAUCUGCAGACUGCCAUUUCGAGCCCUGCUGCAGAUCCGAGCCAUGAGGAAAAAACUCAGCCCUCUGUCGCCUACAAGCUUUAACCCCGUCAUCACCUCUCAGACGUCGGACUCAGAGGAACACUCGGCGUCGGAGCACAUCCCUCCAGGUUACGAGGCCGUGUCUCUCCUGGAGGCGUUGAACGGCCCCCUCAGCACCUCUUCGGCCCCCCCCCCUCUCCACUCCGGCCCCAGCCACAUCUCAGGAGCGCUGCCCCCCUACAGCAGUGAGCCCCACCCGGCGCCGGCCCGCUCCCUCUCCCCUCUGGACCACUCCAACUCCAGUCAGGGACUCAAACUGAAGAAGAGUGGUUCCAAGUCACUUUCCCAGAAUUCCUCUGUGCUUCCUGAGGAGGAGGAUGAGAAGUCAUGCAGUGAAUCUGAGGCCUGUCGCCACAAACUGGCCGUGGAUCAGCAGGAGUGUGGAGUGACUCCAGACAGUGAGAACCUGACUCUGUCCUCGUCUGGAGCCAUUGACCAGUCGUCGUGCACUGGAACUCCUCUGUCGUCCACCAUCACCUCCCCUGAAGAGCCGGUGAGCAGCAGCCUGGCCCAGUCAGUGAUGUCCAUGGCCUCGUCCCACUCGCAGCACUCCCACAUCAGCACUGACACCAUGUCCUCCAUGUCAGGGUCCUACCUGGCCGGGGCCGAAGGUGAGCCGCUGGGGGGCGACGACGACGGGGGAGACCCGGAGGAGGGCGAGGAAAACCAGGAGGACGCCCCCAUGGAGAGCCGAGGACCCUCACAGCAGGACGGGGAAUUUUCCAAGGAACCAAAGGAGCAGAAUUACUCAGUAGCAGUGGAGGAGCAGGACUCAGAGGGAAAUGAAGUGACAGAGGAGGACUGCUCUUCACCGUCCAAUGGAAAAGGUGGGCGGAGCAGGUGUCCAGAGUUGGCCAAUAACAAUCAGGGCGUCGCCCUCUGUGACACGCCCUCUUUUGGGUUGGAUAAUGAGCAGGCUUCCGACAGCCGAUUCGCCGGUCUGAUGUACCUCGGGGGCUACAGGCCUGUUUUAGAGUCUCUCCCCCACCACGCCUCCACCAGAAACAUAAACCUGGAGGAGCAGGGGGCCGAGAACAGGGACGGCCAGAGUCCGACACCCCCCCGCCGUGGGCCGCUCAUCGUGUAAAAACCCUUCGCAUUCACACGAACAAACCCUUCACGUCUGUCCAGAGUCAGCUCUCCGUACCCUGCCAUAGCACUGCAUCGCUGGAUACUGUACAGAGCCCACCCCCCCAUCACCCCACCUACCCCCCACCCAUUGAAACCUCACCAGUCGCAGCAUUUCCUGGAUAACUGUCAAUGAAACUCAUCUUUUCCAGAAGGAGGGAACUCGUCUCUCUUCUUUGUGUGAACUCUUUGUCUCACAGAGUUCCUCGUCUUCUUUUGUUUUUUUUCUCGUCUGUGAUCUAACCUGACGUGUGAGAACAAUCCGCGUCCUUAUUAUUUAUUCUGUGAAGGUCUAACUGACAAGAGCUGCAUAUCAUGACACUAUCUUCAGACAAAUACAUGCUGCUCCUCUACUACCAGCCAAAAACAGUCAGGGGCUACUGUGAUCGGCAAUCGGAUUUAUUCUUCUUUGUUGUAUGUGUUAAAAACGACUGGUCGGAUUUCUGAAUGAACAUCUCAACGUCCGCUCGGACCAGACCACCUGAGCCGCUGACACCUCUCCUCACAUCAGGGAGCUCCGUCCUCCACUUGAAAGCAUGCAGCUUUCUGCAACUUCUGCUGGUGUUUUUCCUCUCGCCCGCUCCCACCAUCAUCAACACAACUCCUGCUUCACAGCCUCUGCUGAAUGUGAAUUCCAGUUUCUCACGAUGACUCGGAAACGGUUUGGAACUAUUGAGUUUGAGCACCGCUUCUUCUGGUUUACUUGUCAAC
Sphaeramia orbicularis (orbiculate cardinalfish) is the source of this 3487-nucleotide messenger RNA. It is a transcript of the gene rnf157, whose product is annotated as ring finger protein 157. Gene Ontology annotation, cellular component: cytoplasm. Lineage: Eukaryota; Metazoa; Chordata; Actinopteri; Kurtiformes; Apogonidae. Gene Ontology annotation, molecular function: ubiquitin protein ligase activity. The record is from RefSeq and is a predicted model, not a curated record. Gene Ontology annotation, biological process: protein ubiquitination.